This is a messenger RNA of Arachis stenosperma, 1152 nucleotides long. RefSeq lists its product as uncharacterized. Lineage: Eukaryota; Viridiplantae; Streptophyta; Magnoliopsida; Fabales; Fabaceae. The record is from RefSeq and is a predicted model, not a curated record. The coding region runs from base 1 to 1152 and encodes 383 amino acids. The transcript has a single exon.
AUGGCAAGUGAGGAGGAGAGUGUUCUUGCCUUAGUGCAUUGCUCUGGAAAAAUUAAAAAAAGCAAAAGCCAUGGUGUAAAGUUCACAGACAAAGAACCAUUGAGUGUGUUCAUCAGUUCGUCAAGCACUUUGUCAGAUCUAAAGAACAGCAUCUUGCAGAAGCUUGGCGUCUUUGGUACGAAGUGGGUGAAGAAGCUAUUCUACAAGAUUCCCAUCGCAGUUGUCUCGAUGGGUGUUCAGUAUGAUACCUUUAUGCUAGCGGCUGAUGAAGAUAUUAGGGUUCUGUUCCAUUGUGUUAGGAGUUUUCCAGAGAUCCGAAUUCACGAGUUGUUUGCGAAGUUGGAGGUUGGUGUCGAUAGUUCUGGGGCAUCAGCUCCAUUUCAUAGCUCGACUGCCGCGGGAGGUGCGUCUAGUUCGAUGCCUGCGGUCAGACCGUAUCUUCCGCCGGUGGGUUCCCCUAUGUUCGCGGCUGAUUUAGAGCGAACGGUAGUUGUUGGUGCUGUACAGUUGGAGAAUGAAGGAAUCUUUGAGCAGCCUGAUGUCGUGGGCACCGGUGGUUGCCAAUUACCUUAUAUGGAAGGCUUUGGUGAACCUGAUAGAGUAGAGAAUGCAAUGUGUGACGAUGACUCUGACCAGGAGCCUGUCGAUAUCAUCGGGGACAGCGACGAUGACACAGGUGCCAAUCCACAUGCGAAGUAUGGGCCUUCAAGUUCUGCUUCUCAACAGUAUCCUCCACACUUCUCCACACUAAACUUGGAGGUUCUUGGUCAACAGGAGGACGGUGGUAACACGGUCGGGGGCUCUUCUAUAGAAUUUCAGAUUGGGCAAUCUUUCCAGAAUAAAGAUGAGGUUGUGCUGAGUGUGAAGGACUAUAGCAUCUGGCGAGGUGUUGAGUACAGAGUCAUCGAAUCAGAUCAUCUGAAGUAUCAUGGAAAAUGCAAGCAAUUCGGCAAGGGUUGUACUUGGUUGAUUCGCGUUGCGCUGCGUGCACGAAAGGGCACUUGGGAAUUUAGGAGGUACAACGGGCCACACACAUGCUUGGCAACCUUUAUUUCCAGUGAUCACCGUCAGUUGGAUUACCACGUUAUCUGUGCGAGGAUUCUUCCGUUGGUUAGGGCAGAUGCUGCAGUUACGGUAAAGGUACUGCAAUAA